Acyrthosiphon pisum (pea aphid) is the source of this 3636-nucleotide messenger RNA. RefSeq names its product inhibitor of growth protein 4-like. Gene Ontology annotation, cellular component: nucleus. Gene Ontology annotation, biological process: regulation of DNA-templated transcription. The record is from RefSeq and is a predicted model, not a curated record. The coding region runs from base 2288 to 3022 and encodes 244 amino acids. Lineage: Eukaryota; Metazoa; Arthropoda; Insecta; Hemiptera; Aphididae. The transcript is spliced from 5 exons.
CUAACCUAAUUAUUGUUAUCAUUGUUAUUUUUUUCCUCUGCUUUCCUGACAAAUCCUUGAGAUUCCCCUUGAAGCUAUCACGUAGAGUUUGAAUACCUACGCUAUACAUAGUUGGCUCCAGCACAGUCUUUGGCUUUGGGAGUGAUCCAACAAUAAUUAUGAAUUUUAUAGACAUCUUGUAAAUUUUUCUUGUUGGAGAAAUCGAAAUUAUUAUUAUUAUAUAAUUAAGUGAGGAAGUGGGUAAGGUCACCUCAUAUGGACACUCUUAAUGAAAACGGGUAAGAAGUUAUUACAGGAAAAUCCAAAUCAAUUAAAUAGAAUUUAUUAUUACACUUGAUUUUAUAAUUUAUCAAUUAUUUAUAGUAUUGAGUUAUUAAAUAUAUCCAGAUUCUUUACUUUACCAAUAUUAACAUAGCAGAUAUACUUGAAGGUGGAAAUAAAUAGGAUAUUUGUUGGUUUAACAUGCAGUGACUUGGUGAACAAAGUUCUCUGAUGCCUAGGCAUAAUGGUAGACAUUUUUUUGGGGGUUGGUUGAUUGGAUGCAUUAUGGAAAGCAAUAACAAAUAACAAAAAUUAAAUUUACAGUAGUAAAUAGUAUUUUAUAGUAGGUAUGUUUUGCUUAAUCUUUUAGGUUCAUUUGGUUUUUUCAAUAUUAUUUUUAAGUAACUCAAGUAGUUUUCAAAGGCAUAAGCUAACCAAUUAUCAAGUGACUAAAACUUGUUAUAAACAUUACUUAAGUGUGUUGAAUCGUGAAUGUUGUGAGAAAUUAGGUAAUGCCCAUAAACAAUCUCAAAAUCUUUCACAUAAUUAAUAGUUAAUGUAAACAGAAUUAGUGUUCAAAUGUUAGUUUAAGUAUAUUAUACAUUAAACAAUGAGUAAGAUAGGAUUUUUCUCUCUAGUAUAUGAAAUAUAUGUUACGGUGAAAGACGAAAAUUGGUAAAUGUCGUCAUUCCCCGGUCAAUGACAUCAUUAGCCAAAAUGAUUCAAUUAUGUGGGUAAAUGUUGUGAAAACACAUAUUUUAAACUCAAAUGUACAUCUUUCACCGGUCAUUGACGUAAUUUACCAAAACUUGUGGUAAAUGAUGAUAAAUCUCAAAUAAUACACUGAUUGUUUUAAUAUAGAUACUGUUUAAUAAUGAUUGUUGCCUCCGUUGUCACAUUACAAUAUUUUGUUUUUAACACAGCCAUCAUCCUAUUUCUACCACCAUGUCCUACUGGCUACUGCUAAAUGUGCCGAAUGAAUUACUUCAAACAACUCGUUUAUUGUGACAUAAUAUAAAACGUCAGUCAUUUUCAACUAUAGGUUUAAUUAAUUUUACUUUUCCACCAAUUAUCACAGCAUCAUAUUUAUGCAUAAGUCUGUUAUUUGUUAGGUACCGUUUUUUUUGUGUUCCAAUUUUUUUUUUUUUUACUUUUUUUUUUUAUCUUUUUACUGUUCAUAAUUUUAUCGAUUGCUGCAUUAAAUUUAUUUUCCAUACUUUAAUAUUACUUUUAAAUAAAACUACAACGCUAAGUCGCACUCGUCGCAUAUACAAGUACUCGCGUAGAAUAUAAGCGUAAAUACUAAAUUAAUAAACUAAUAUAGACCAUUUCAUAUUAUUACUUGGCUUAUCGGCGUUAUGGCUAGUCAGAUUUUCGCUUGUUUAUCUACUUCCGUAGUGAUAUUUUUAACUAACAAAGCUUUGUCGCGUACGUAAAACCUAUACACUUAUUAUUGAUCACAAAUGACACUAAUGUGAUGAUACCGUAUCGGCUCCAACCUCCGGGUAGUAUUGAUCAAUUUAAAUAAGAAAAAAUUAUCAGAGCAGUGCGUAAAAAAGUUUCACACAACUUCAAACCACAAUUUUUUAACCGACAUUGAUUUCAAGUCAACAUUAUUUUUUAAGUUAAAACUAUUUAUUAAAAGUCAACACUAGGUAUUUUUUAAAAUUCGAUAAAAUUCUUCCCAUAAAUGUGUUGAACAUAAUUCUCCAAUUAAACUGGGGAUUAACGUCAUUUACCGGGGAAUUACGACAUUUACCACGUUUACAUCAUUCACCGUAACAUAUACAUUGGUAAUGCUGUGGUUACAGCUUACUAACUGCUAGAUUUAGCCAAUUACAGCUCUGUAUUUUUUUUUUUCAGAAAUCACGGUGUACCUACUGAGUAGCAUACAAUUUACAAGAAAAGUAGUAUAGUUGUUUACGUAUCAGUGUGAAGUUACCUGUUGAUAAAACAUAGCAAAUCCCAGAUUGUGGUUGUUAAAAAGUGUGUUAUACUUAAUUUUUUGCUAAUCCAUAAAAUAAUAAUGGCUUCAGCGCCAUACUUGGAUGAAUUAAAAAACAGUUUGAACAAUCUUCCUGAUGAGUUACAUCGAAACUUCAGUCUGAUGCAAGAACUAGACUUGAGAUCUCAAAAAGUGAUGAACAACAUUGAUAAAAUGGCCAACAAUUAUAUGUCAAAUGUCAAAGAAUAUUCGGUAGACAAAAAGAAAGAAACUAUGGCAAGCAUAAAACAUCAUUUUGACGCAGCCAAAGCAUAUAGCGACGAUAAGGUGCAGUUGUCUAUACAAACAUAUGAACUGGUGGAUAAACAUAUUCGGAAGUUGGAUACAGAACUAUUGAAAUUUAAAGGAAAAAUUCAAUUGCAAACUGACAUGCGUAAUGCUGCCAUCAAGGCUAAAAUUAAUUUACCACCAAAAAAAGAAGGUUUAAAAACAACAAGUGCACUACCUUCAGUCAGUGCUGUCAUUACUCCAUCAAACCCAACCAAUAGCUUAGACGAUGUUGCAGUUGGGACUGGUUGCCUUUCUGGUCCUUCAGUUGAUCAUGGAAUUGCACAUUCAGCUUAUGUAGACAUGCCUAUCGAUCCCAAUGAACCAACAUUUUGUCUGUGCAAACAAGUAUCGUUCGGUGAAAUGAUAGGCUGUGAUAACCCAGAUUGUGAAAUUGAAUGGUUCCACUUUGCAUGUCUCAAUUUAACUACCAAGCCAAAAGGAAAAUGGUUUUGUCCAAACUGCGUAAAAGACAAGAAGAAAAAAUAACACAUUCUUAAAAAGAAAUGUAUUUUUAUUUUAUAUAUACAUAGGUACAUAUUUGUGUGUUUAUGUAUGUAUAUGUUUUAUGAAUAUAUAAAUUAUAUACAUUGAAUUUUGUGUUACUUUUUAAUGUGGACAUUGUGAACAAUUGAUUGUAAUAAUAUAUAUAUAUAUAUAAAUAUAUAGGUAACGUAGCCACCUUACAAGGUAUAUGGAAAUAUCUACUGAAGUAAGUGUCUUAAUUUACCUUUUUUUUUAAUGAUUACCUAUAAUAGCUAUGAUUGCCUAUAAUAUAGCCUAUUUUUGGGCAAAUGUUCUAGCAGUUAUGGCAGUCAGAUAGAAUAAGGCAGGCAUAGAAAACAUCUAGACCAGAGAAGUGUUUUAAACGUUCAUUUACAUACUUAAUUUAAAAAUUUAAAUACCUAACAUGUUUUUUUGACCAAUUUUUAUGAUCUAAUGACUAUAAUAAUAUUAUGGAAGGCAUAAACAUAGCAUAGCUCACUUUAAACAUAGAUACCAAUUAAAUAGUUUUGUAGGUGGAAAAAAUGCCCAACUAUGGUCUAUACUAUGGUAUUCAUAAACAUUCCUAACUAUGGUCCAAUAACAUAUCAAUUUUAUGA